GUGCUUGGUUCUUCUGAGAAAGCUAAGGCCGCGUUGGGGUGAGGCCCUCACUUCAUCCAGCGACUAGCACCGCGCCUGGCAGCGCUAUCUCAGUACUCGCUCACGCCAUGGCCUCCAUCUCAGAGCUCGCCUGCAUUUACUCAGCCCUCAUUUUGCAUGACGAUGAGGUGACCGUCACGGAGGAUAAGAUAAAUGCCCUCAUUAAAGCAGCUGGUGUAAAUGUUGAACCUUUUUGGCCUGGCUUAUUUGCAAAGGCCCUGGCUGAUGUCAACACUGGGAGCCUCAUUUGCAAUGUAGGGGCUGGUGGACCUGCUCCAGCAGCUGGUGCUGCACCGGCAGGAGGUCCUGCCCCCUCCACUGCUGCUGCCCCAGCUGAGGAGAAGAAACUAGAAGCAAAGAAAGAAGAAUCUGAGGAAUCUGAUGAUGACAUGGGCUUUGGUCUUUUUGACUAAAUCUUUUUUGUAAUGUGUUCAAUAAAAAGUUGAAUUCUGCUGUCAAAAAAAUUUUUUUCCAGUUUCUAGGCCAGGCAUAGUGACUGAUGCCUGUAAUCCUAGCUAGCAGUUUGGGAGGCCAAGGUGGGAGGAUCGCUUGAGUGUUUUGAGACCAGCCUGAGCAACAUAGCAAGAUCCCGUCUCUACAAAAAAUAAUUUUAAAAAUCAACUGGAUAGGCUCAGCACCUAUAGCUCAGCAGCUAGGGCGCCAGCCAUGUAC
Nycticebus coucang (slow loris) is the source of this 711-nucleotide messenger RNA. RefSeq names its product 60S acidic ribosomal protein P1-like. NCBI's taxonomy places the organism in Eukaryota, Metazoa, Chordata, Mammalia, Primates, Lorisidae. The transcript has a single exon. The coding region runs from base 108 to 452 and encodes 114 amino acids. Gene Ontology annotation, biological process: cytoplasmic translation; translational elongation. The record is from RefSeq and is a predicted model, not a curated record. Gene Ontology annotation, cellular component: ribosome; cytosolic large ribosomal subunit. Gene Ontology annotation, molecular function: structural constituent of ribosome; ribonucleoprotein complex binding; protein kinase activator activity.